Molecule: messenger RNA, 1897 nt
Organism: Cucurbita moschata (crookneck pumpkin)
Lineage: Eukaryota; Viridiplantae; Streptophyta; Magnoliopsida; Cucurbitales; Cucurbitaceae
Product: 2-(3-amino-3-carboxypropyl)histidine synthase subunit 2
Exons: 10
Coding region: 186-1691 (501 amino acids)
Biological process (GO): protein histidyl modification to diphthamide
Molecular function (GO): 2-(3-amino-3-carboxypropyl)histidine synthase activity
Source: RefSeq, a predicted model, not a curated record
AAAAGCUACCAAGUAAAUUGCUGGCUGGAGUUGCAGGAAGUCCUCACGGCGGCCCAAUUCUGCGAGAACUGAGAGAGAGAACCGAGGAUUCACCGGCCGUAUCUCUGAACUCUGAAUCUUCUUCUCUUUUAUGGUCGGCAGCUGCUGAACGAGAAUCUGCUCUUUCAACUUCUUCUUCUUUCGCUAUGGAGUUAGAAUCAUACUACGAAAUUUCCCGCACCGCCGACUACAUUCACACUCGGAACUUUACCAGAGUCGCAUUGCAGUUUCCUGAUGAGCUCUUGAAGGAUUCAACUAGAGUGGUCAGUGCUUUAAGGAAAAGACUCUGUGCGCUUAAUGAUACAAACCAAAGCGAUGGCGAAAAUAAGGUUAGGUUGUUCAUAAUGGCUGAUACGACUUACGGUAGCUGUUGCGUUGAUGAGGUUGGGGCAGCCCACGCUAAUGCUGAUUGUGUCAUUCACUAUGGACAUACAUGUCUGAGCCCGACAACAACUCUUCCAGCAUUUUUUGUUUUCGGAAAGGAUCCAAUUGAUGUCUCCACUUGUGCCAAAACAUUAUCUCACUACAGUUCGUCCAAUGGAAAGCCUGUUUUGGUUCUUUUUGGGUUGGAAUAUGCGCAUUCAAUGGAUGAUAUUAGACAAGCACUAUUAGAUUCAUUUCAGACAAGCGGUCUGACGUCAGAAUUGGAAGUACAUUUUGCAGAUGUUAAAUGUUCAAGUUUGGAUCCGUCCUCCCAUAAUGAAAAUGUUGCCAGAGGUGGGGAACAAGUUACCAAUGCUGAAAGUGAGAGUUCUGAGAACAUUGCUGGAACCAGACAUCACAUUGGAAGCUUGUUUUGGGAUUUACAUAGAGAGCGAAGAAUGGAGGACUGCUCAAUUUUCUGGAUUGGUUCUGAAAAUUCAGCCUUCGCAAAUGUGGUUCUGACAUUCAAUGGCUGUGAGAUAGUCAGAUACGAUGCAAAAGAAAGUUGCUUGGUUACUGAUGUAUCUCAGCAAAGAAGGAUCCUCAAGCGCAGAUAUUACUUGGUGGAGAAGGCAAAGGAUGCUGGCAUUGUUGGAAUUUUGGUUGGUACUCUUGGUUUAGCUGGUUACCUCCAUAUCAUUCAUCAGAUGAAAGAGCUGAUCACUGGAGCAGGGAAGAAGGCUUAUACUCUUGUUAUGGGGAGGCCCAAUCCUGCAAAACUUGCCAACUUCCCAGAGUGUGGUGUUUUCAUAUAUGUUUCUUGUGCCCAAACUGCACUUAUGGAUAGCAAGGAGUAUCUUGCUCCAGUCAUUACUCCAUUUGAAGCCACACUAGCUUUCACCAGAGGAAGUCAAUGGACAGGCGCCUACAUUAUGGAAUUUCAGGAUUUGAUUAAUUUCCCAAUACCUAACGAAGGAAACCGAUCAGAUGAAGCGAGAUAUUCAUUCUUGCAAGGCAGAUAUGUGGAAGAUUAUGAUUCCCAAGAAAAUGUUGAGGAAGAAAAUGAAGCUUGCGCUCUAGUAAGUGCAACAGAGAAAGCUCUCCAGAUACGCGAUAACCGAAACUCGCUAAUUGAAGGAACUGCAAGGUCUGGAGCGGAAUUUUUUGCAGCUCGUUCCUUUCAAGGUUUAGAUAUUCAAAAUGGUAGUUCCCAGCCGGAGCCAUAUCUAAUCGGGAGGAGCGGCAGGGCAUCCGGGUAUCAAGACGAGAAAAAUAGUCAAAAUAGUUAAGAAGAGAAGGUUUGAAGAUUGAAGCAAGUUUGUAAGGGUCAGUAGGAGAGAUUCCAACAAGCUUGGGAAAAGAGGUUGGUUGUCAAUCUUACAAAGAGAUUUUGUUUGGAAGAGUUUCUAUUUUUUGUUAGUGUUUCUGAAAGAUUAUGAGAAAUGAAUGUUACAUUAAUAUUAUUGUGCACAAUGAAAUUUCUAUUUAGAAGGAA